Caenorhabditis elegans is the source of this 5542-nucleotide messenger RNA. It is a transcript of the gene mtm-5, whose product is annotated as Myotubularin-related protein 5. The record is from RefSeq and is marked reviewed. Lineage: Eukaryota; Metazoa; Nematoda; Chromadorea; Rhabditida; Rhabditidae. The coding region runs from base 20 to 5254 and encodes 1744 amino acids. The transcript is spliced from 21 exons.
AGAUCUCGACAGAAAGAUCAUGCGAGAUCCGGAUAAGGUGAAAAGUGGGCCGAUCUGUGACACGGUUGCCGUCAUUGUGCUGGAGGAGAGCGACGACGAAAAUGCCCUACCCGAUGUCCUCCAUGAAGUUCAAUCACCUCACACGUCCGACAAUAUUCCCACUUCAUCUAUCAAAAAAUUUGCACGACCUCGUGGAUGGUACAAUCAGUCGGUAUCAUCUCCCUCCGAGUUCUUUUAUCAGAUUUUGACGACGGAGAGGGGAACACGAAGAAUUGCCUACGUACUAUCCACAUGGGAAGAAGAUGAGAAAACAUUGAACUUCAAGGCAGUGUCAAUAGUUUUAAUUAGCCAAAACUUUCAUCCAAAAGCAUUCAAAGAAAUUCUGCUUGAGAUUUCAAAUGACCUGCGUACUCCAGAAUUUUCAUCUUCCUCUGAGCUUAUUCGAUUUCUCACAUACGAAUUGGUUGAAGAAGGGUCAACAAUAGAAAUUCGAACGAAAACGUUACAUGUAGAAUUGGGAUUUGAGUUGAUUCCAAUAUCACCGGUCACCGGAAAAGACGUUGCCAUGCUUUUUAAAAUGCUCGGGUUUCAAAACGUCAUAAAAAUUAUUCAUGCACUUCUAUCUGACUGUCGAAUUGUAUUAGCAAGCUCAUCUUUAAUGCGGUUAUCAAGAUGCCAAAACGCAAUAUUAUCACUUCUUUAUCCCUUUGAAUAUGUCCAUUCAUGCGUCACAAUUCUACCCGAUUCGCUGGCCGAAGUUUUAGAAUCGCCGACGCCGUUUUUGAUAGGAGUUCUGAGCGAAUUCGUCACGUCAUUCGGCGACGAAAACAUUGUCGUUUACUUGGACAAUGGGGAAGUACAUGUUCCAGAUCAUGCAGAAAUCUACAAGUCGGACGAUUACUACUACAAUUCGCUACAUCAACGUCUUCGGGAUGUGAUGUUCACGACGACAAGUCAGGAGGAUUUGUCAAUUCCGAAUGAAGAGAGAAUUGAAGUCGAUGAUUUUAUACUGGACAAGAAACUGAGAGCAUGUUUUAUCUACUACUUUGCCGAACUCCUCUACGGCUACCAAUACUACAUUUUAUACACUCGAAUAAAGGGAAACUUUGAGAAGAAGCUUACAACUUCACUUACUUUUCACGUUGGUGCAUUCCGCGGAUUCCGAAAGCUGACAGACAUGAUGUCGAGUUCACUCUUGAAAAGCGUUUACUUUCAAACUUUUAUAUUGACAAGAGCACUGCCAAGACGGAAACAUGACUUAUUUGAUGAAAUUUCAUGUUUCAAAGAAUUGGAUCAACUGAUUUUCAAACAAAAUUCAACAAGCUCGGAAAGCAAAAAAAUCAUUGAACACAUCUCCUGUGAGCUGAUACAAAAAGAAAGGUACAUGGAGAAAUGCUCUGCGCGGAAGCAGGAAAUCUUCACUAAAAUCCAUUGGAUCUCGGGGAAAGAGCUUGCUCAGAACAACAACAGCAUUAUUCAUACUGUAAAACCGAAAAUGCGAAGCAACGUCAUUCUUCAAGCAAUGCUUCCAGUUGUGAACACCCAUGCAGAAUAUCACGCAAAUCAAUUUGAAGCUUAUGCACAUAGGAUUGAAGCCCUGAGAAAUUGUUUGGCAGCAAUUUUCGAAGGCAAAGUGGCAUUUGCUAGCAAAUCAUUGGAUGCCGUGAAAUCGUCAAUGCGUUUUGCACCUCUUCGGAUAGAAUUAUGCCGUCUUCUCAAUCAGAAGUGUUCCCAUGACAAGUUGACUGAUAAACAGUUUGAAGAUAUUGCUCUUCUUAUGAAUGCAGCACUUCAAGCAGAAUGCGAAGAAGACAAAGAUGGUGUUGUCAGAAGUUUGAUGUAUCUCUCGAAUGUUUAUAGCAGGAAAGUUGCUCAAGGUAUGCAGCAGUAUAUGUACACGGCUGUGCAAGAGCAUAAAGUUUGGAAAAACCAACGUUUUUGGACAUCUUGUUUCUACUAUGAAGUUCAUGAAAUGUUAUUCUCGGAGAUGUUGCAGAAAGAUCGAAAAAUAACUGAAAGCCUGUGGUGCCAUACACUUCGUCCGUGUGCAAUGGAGAUGAUUAACACCGAUGACACUGAUCAGGAAGAGCUUGUAAAACAAGAAAAUGAGAUGAUUCAAGCUCAAGCGAAACACUUUGCGAAUAUUCUUAUCAGUUUGCAAAUCCCCUUGUCUGAAGAGUUUUUCGAACACGAAGAUGCUCAUCGAUCUGUGCUCAAUGAAAAGUGUAAAUGGAUUGUCAAUACUUUGGAUUCAAUUUUAGGAGUCACCGGAAGAAUAAAUGGGUUGUCACUGUCAAGAAUACAAACAUAUGUGGAAGCUCACGUAGAGAGUUUACGUGAUGUUUAUGUCGAGAUGUCAACAGGAGAGCAUUUGAAGAAGGGCAACUUUGAUCCUGUACUUGCACAUGGAGAAUUCCUGAUCUCCGAUCCAAUUGAUUGCUAUCUACUGACAAGCAUCGAAGAGUCGGAAAUGUCUCUGAAUCGUCUGGAAAAUCUUCUCCCAGCUGAUGGAUCCCUCUUCUUGACUAACUAUCGUGUCAUUUUCAAAGGCAAAUCGGUGGAUAUUAAUGCAACAAACGGAACAAUCGUUCAAACUAUACCAUUAUACUCCAUGGAAUCGUUCAAGAAGCUGACGAAUAAGAAGUUGAUUCCUACACAACUCAUUGAAAAGGGUGUGAAAAUUGAGCACAUUAUAUCAAUUCGGUCAUCAUGUGCUUCUUCAAUUAUUAUUGCAUUCGACGAAGACGAGAUCAACAAUAUGGCGAUUGAAAAGUUCUUAGAAGUCAUUGAAACCAAUUCGCACAACAGUUUUGCAUUCUAUAACACCAGAAAAGACAUGAAAGUGGUUGAAAAUGGUAGUCACAAGUUUGGAACUUUGAAUUCUGCAAUUAGAGGUUUUACAAAAAAGAAGACAGAUACUCGUCGGAUACGAAGCCAUUCUUCCCAUCGUGGAUCUAUACAACUGUCGUUUGAUAAAAUGGAAGAGCUUGAUUAUUUGAAGAAAAAUGCUCAUAUACGAUAUGCAGUUAUUGAUUACCCACGAAUUGGACUGAAUUCAAAAAUUGUAAAGUUGAGGAUGUCACAUUCGAAUUUGGACUACACAAUUUGCCCGUCAUACCCUGGCAAUUUUAUCGUGCCGAGUGAAACCAAUGAGUCUGAACUUGCAAAAGUGGCAAAAGGAUUUGUGGAGCAUAGGCUGCCUGUUGUUGUUUGGAUGAAUGAGAACGGAGCGCUUUUGGUCAGAGCCAGUGCAUUCACCUCUAUUGAUAUGGUCAAGAAGCUGAAAAAAGUUGUAAACUAUAGGCGGAAUGCCUCAAAACUUACUGGAAGCAUGACUGGAAGCCAACAAACUCUGCAUUCAAAAGCUAGUAGCAACGAGGAGAGCUCAUCAAAUAUUGUUGCAGGCGCCGAGAUUAAAAGUGCAGAAGUUCAGAUGAAUUAUAUUGCGAAGCUAUCAAACUCUUCACAGCGAGCUGUAUCAUACGCUUUGCCAACUCAAUAUGCCGAUAAAUUCAGCACAUUUAAUGACGGAUGUACACUAACCCAAAAUAAUGCCAACGGGUUUCCAACCACUCGUAUCCAUCGGAAGGCGCUCUAUGUGCUUUUGGAAAAGGGACAUGGUGUCAAAAUUCCAAUAGAUUCUAAUGCGGAGGCUAUUAUGGUGCGGUCGGUGAAAGAGUCCGAGCUGAGGCGAUCUCUGCAGAGAGCUCGUCAAAUUUGUAGUUCCGAGUUUCAAGUGGAGAAUAGAACAUCGUUCCUUGAGUCUUGGAACGCGUCGAAUUGGCCGCAAUGUGUGUCACGAAUGAUUGAACUUUCAAAUUCGAUUGUUGCUCUCAUGAAUCUCUACAACUCGUCAGUAGCUAUUUGCUUAGAAGCGGGACGAUCGAUCACAACCAUACUCUCGUCACUCUCUCAACUCUUGUCGGACCCCUAUUACCGAACAUGUGACGGAUUUCAAGUGUUGGUCGAGAAGGAAUGGCUAGCGUUUGGUCAUUACUUUCAUAAGGACACCGAGACGAGCUCGCCCUCUUUUAUAUGUUUUUUGGAUUGCGUGUAUCAGAUUUCUCAACAAUACCCAACUGCAUUUGAGUUCUCCUACUUUUACAUCAGCUUUUUGGCAUACCACUCUACUGCUGGCUAUUUCCGAACAUUUAUCGAUGAUUGUGAAGAGAAACGGCUACAGUCCGAUGCAAAUGAGUUUUACCUUCCGGAUAAUCUUGCCACCAUCAAUGUCUGGGAAUUUAUCAAGCUACGCAAUCGUGUCAGUGCCGCAUUCUAUAAUGAGUUGUACGAACAAAUCGGCGAUAUUGUGAUUCCAUCGAGCUCUAUACCCCAGAUUCAUAUGUGGCCAUUUUUGGCAGAAACACAUUUGAAAUAUGGAUCCCCGUAUGAUAUUGAACCGGCUUCGCAUGAACAGCAGCUAGUUGACCCGGAUUAUGAAGAAGAAGAAGACUGGUCGAAAUUGAACAAUACUGAUAUUGAUGAGCGACACUUGAACAGACGCGUCAGAUCACCGGAACGAGAUCCUGCUAACAUGGACAUGAUCCGACUGUUGCAGAAAAGUUAUUUAACUGAAUUAUUUGAUGCAUCAGAUAGAAAAACUACGACAAACGGAGAAUCUAAUGGAAAGGAAACUAUUCAUGAACUGACGCCAUUCACAGUAGGAGCAAGGCCGGUUCAAUGUUGCUAUUGUACAAAUAUAUUAACAAGAUGGAGUAAAGCUGUUCACUGCAAGAAAUGCCGCAUUCACGUUCACGAAGGGUGUGUGAAUCGUAACAUUACAAUAGGUAACAUCACGCAUACCUGGGAUGCAAAGCCAUUUGAAGACAUUAAGAUGCCCUCAGGAGCUAUUCAAAUAGGCACCCCACAAGCUGAAAAAAUGCUCCACAGCCCAAAUAAUACGUUGACUCGUGAAUCAAUGUCUCCACCAACUGCGAACACAAUUCCUCCACUUUGCACUGGAUACUUGAGCAAGCGAGGAGCCAAACUUAAACUUUGGGUGCCACGAUUUUUUGUUUUGUACCCGGAUUCUCCGAAAGUCUAUUACUACGAGGACUUUGAGAACUGGAAAACUGCUGAGAAGCCAUCAGGAUGUAUAGAUCUGGUGGACUUUAAAAGUUUUAAUUUAGAACAAACUGGCCGGAGAGGUUUGAUUGAGCUUCAUAUGAAAAACAAGACGCAUCGACUACUCUCUGAAAAUAUCAAUGAAGCAAUUAGAUGGAAAGAAUGCAUUGAACAAGUUAUUCGUGAUUAGCUUCCUGUUGUUAAAGCAUAUAUUUUUGUUUUCAUCUUUAUCCAAUUUUUGAGAAAUGUUCCUUAUCAAUUAUUUCCAACUCGGUGUACAACUAGCGUAAAUCUACUCAAACUCAGUACAUUUGCUAAAUAUGAUUUUCUAGUCUAUUAUCAUUUCUAAAUCCAGAUUCUUUGCUGCCAUCGCAUUUUGAUUAUGUAUUGUAUUUUUUUCUCAAACUACAACAACGGGUGUAUUACAACCAGUUAAACGGAUUGCUGUGCAAAAGAUAAAAUAAAUUAUUGCCAUUUG